Cariama cristata (Red-legged seriema) is the source of this 1290-nucleotide messenger RNA. RefSeq names its product mitochondrial ribonuclease P protein 3-like. Gene Ontology annotation, cellular component: mitochondrial ribonuclease P complex. Gene Ontology annotation, biological process: tRNA 5'-leader removal; mitochondrial tRNA 5'-end processing. The annotation marks the transcript as partial. Gene Ontology annotation, molecular function: protein binding; ribonuclease P activity. The record is from RefSeq and is a predicted model, not a curated record. The transcript has 4 exons. NCBI's taxonomy places the organism in Eukaryota, Metazoa, Chordata, Aves, Cariamiformes, Cariamidae.
AUGGCACUCUUUUCUCAAACUAGUCAACAGGGUUUUCAGGCUUUGCUCUGGAAAUGUCGUAUGUUCUGGCCUGUUUCAAGAUGCCAGCAACUGUUUGGCGUUUCUUUCAGCAUCCACAAUAGGAAAAAGGUUAGCUUUUUCAGUUUUAUGACGUCUUCCAGCACUGCAUUACCAGUGGAUCCCAAAGGAACUGAUGCCUUUCCUACCAAGAAAAGGUCUGAAAUUGAUUAUGAAGAAGAAAAAGGAUGGGAUAAGGAGACUAAAGAAAUAUCUGAAGGGAAACUCCACUUUUCUUCCUCCAUUGACGCUCCAAAGAAACAGUUAAUGCGUCAAGUUCUGUCAAAGCAUAAAUUUACCAGUGUACAGCCUCCAGAAAAACCUUUGCAGGCUGAGGAAUGGAACAGACUGAGAGAAAGCUUUCAAGCACCUGAAAUAUUUGAAGAAGUGAUGUUUAACAGUAUGCUCAGGUGCAACAGCCCCAUUGAUGUGGCUAAGUCCUUGCUGACCCAUGUGGCAAAGAGUAAUGGUGACAUCACAUAUAAUUUGUUGGUCAAAUAUCUGGCAUUGUGUGUCCAGCAGGGGCAGACUUCAGAAAUUUGUGAUGUGUAUGAUAUAAUGAAAAUCAGAUUUAGGAUUUUAGAAAGUGGGGCUUACAACCUUCUUAUCAGGGGGCUGAGUAAUUCAGAUCAGUGGAGAAAGGCCUUGACUCUUUUGGAAGAAGUAAAAAAGAUGAUGAUUCCCACACGGACAAACUAUGAAUCCUGUAUCAAAGCAGCCAGCCAUCACAAAGAAAUGAACCUUGCAUUUGAACUUUACCAUGAAAUGUUGGCUAAGGAUUUGGUCCCAACCUUGGAUGUCCUGCAGGCCUUUUUUGACUUCAGCAGGGGUAUGAGAGGUGCUGAGUUACAAAAAGAACUGUUUGGUAUCCUCUUAUAUUUGAGAGACAACCAAAUAUACCCUCACAGAACAUUUAUGCGGAGUAUAAAGCUAUGGUUUGAAAGUAUACCAGGAGGGAACUGGAGAGGACACCUGACCAACAUUAAAGACAGCGGGCAGUGCCCAGUUUGCAACCAUCAGUUGGAGGAUAGUGACCUCACCGAAGAGGAGUACAAUAAUCUCAGAGAAAGAAUAAUAAGGGACGUGAUACAUGGAACUGACACUUUUAGAAAGACAAGCCCACAGGAAUUUGAAGCCUUUCAAACAUUUGUGGAAAAUCGGCUUCCAUUUGAUAUUGUUAUUGAUGGACUUAAUGUUUCCCACAUAAAACCCAGAAAGAUGCAGUGUGAAAAU